UUUUUGGUAGUAUUACUCAUGCAGCUGCUAAGCUAUUAAUAACUAGUUUUGCCUAUUUGUAAAUGCAUAGAUACUUAACUGUGUGACUUCUGAACUAUCAUGUUUCUCCUUUUUAGAUAUUAAACCUGAAAAACCUCUUAAUUAGCUACAAUGAUGUCUUAAAGCUCUGUGAUUUUGGUUUUGCUCGGAAUUUAUCUGAAGGCAGCAAUGCAAAUUACACGGAGUAUGUGGCCACACGGUGGUAUCGUUCACCUGAGCUGCUUCUGGGAGCCCCAUAUGGAAAGGCUGUUGACAUGUGGUCGGUGGGUUGUAUCCUUGGAGAGCUGAGUGAUGGCCAGCCUCUCUUUCCUGGAGAAAGUGAAAUUGAUCAGCUUUUUACAAUUCAGAAAGUAUUAGGGCCUCUACCACCAGAGCAGAUGAAGCUGUUUUACAGCAACCCUCGGUUUCAUGGGAUGCGGUUUCCUGCUGUAAAUCACCCUCAGUCCUUGGAAAGACGAUAUUUAGGCAUCAUUAGCGGCGUAUUACUUGACCUCAUGAAGAACUUACUGAAGCUAAAUCCAUCUGAUAGAUAUCUGACCGAUCAGUGCUUGAACCACCCUGCUUUUCAGACUCAGAGACUCUUGGAUCGGGGUGGAAGCUCACCUUCCAGAUCAUCCAAGAGAAAAACCCAUCAUUCAGAGAGCAACUCGUCAAGCAGGUCAUUUAGGAAACCAUCUAGUAAAAGUUCUCAGCCACAUCACAGAUCAAACAGUAAAGAUGCUCAGUCUCUUUCUGUUGGAGCAAAACGAAGUGAGGAAGCUCAUCCUCCAAAUGAAACAUUCAUUAAUGGAAACCACCCAGCAGGAUCUCAUAGCCCAACAGUCCACCCAAAAAAGAGUAACCAAAGCGGGACUGGCAACAAAGAUCUAUCCAACAAUUUGCCACAUCUCGUUAGUCCAAAGGAAGCUAAAUCGAAGAAUGAAUUUGACUUUAACAUUGAUCAAAAAACAACUGAUGGACCAGGAAGCAAAUACAUGAAAUCAAGUUCCCGGUCCCAGCACAACAGGCAUUCAUUUAUGGAGGGAAAAACUGGCAGUUUACAACCUGGCGAAAGGCAUGCUCGCCAUAGCUACAUUGACACAAUCCCACAGUCCUCAAAGAAGAGCAGUUCCUACAUGAACUAUUCUAAAAAUCAUGGUGUCCUAACAGACUCAAAAUCGGUGGGAAAUCUUAGUGAAACUAGAGGGCAGGCAUUGGAGCCAAACAGUAGAUAUUUUCCAUCCAGUUGCCAUGACUUAAAUUCUCCAACUAGCCCUGCAGGUCCUAGGCAUGGUGAAAGUAGGGCCAUGUUAAGUCCCUCUGGAAGGACUAAUCGUAAAGAAGGGACCCUAGAGUCUCGAAGGCCUACCACUAGACAUUCCAGAACCAUGGAGGAGCUGAAACUUCCUGAUCAGCUGGAUGGUAGUCAUUCCCAUUCCCAUUCAGCUCCACAUGAGUCUUUUUCAUAUGGCCUAGGCUACACUAGUCCUUUCUCCUCACAACAGCGUCCUCACAGGCAUUCAAUGUAUGUGAGUCGGGACCGUGUGCGAGUUAAAGGCAAUGACCAAGGACUCAGUGUUGGGCAGGGAAUGGCAUCAAGGGCAAACAGUCUGCAGUUGUUAUCUCCUCAGGCUGACCCAGCUCUGUCAGAGGGGAUCAUCCACUCAAGACCACUAGCUAAAGAGCCCAACAGAGAAGGCACAGCUUCAUUUAACACGCGUCAAAAGUCUGAGGGAGGUCCUUAUCAUGAUACACAUGCAGAUGAUGGGGCGUCCUCCAAAGAAAACCGCCAUAUGUACAGUGACACAGUCCCUCGAAGGGUUGGAAGCUUCUACAGAGUUCCAUCACCUCGUCCAGAGGGAAAUUUUCUUGAAAAUAGCAUGUCAAACCGCAGUUCUUCACACCCAGUUGACAACAGUACAGGAACAAAUCACUCAAAAAGACAGACUACUUUUGAUCACUGGAAAGGAGUAGAAAAAAGCCAUUCAGAACAAAUCAAAGACAAAGAAAAGCAAAGUUUUUUCCGAGUCAUAAAAAAGAAAAAGAAGAAACCCCAACCUAUGCCUAAUACAGAAGGUCAGGAACAUCUGGCCAUACAGAAAGGUGUCCUCUCCUCCAGUCACAAAAGCAGCCGGCACAAGGAGUGGCGCCCCGACAAGAUGGGAGAAAUCCACUCACAUAGUCAGCCUCUAAAGUCACUUUGGAAACUCUUACACCCAUCAUCAUCAAACCACUCAGUUCCCCCAAAUUCACAUUUCCAACCUUUACCAAACCAACCGCCUAAAACACCCAACUUCUCAGAGGCCAGAAUACACCCAAUGGGUCAACCUUCCAGCUCCUCCCAUCGACAGGAGGCGCAGUCAAAGAGUCGGCAGGGCCUGCAGCUUCCUGGACAGCCGGAGUCGCAUUGGCAUGUUUCCCCGGUAAACAGAGGGACAAGUGAAGGAGCUUCUUUUCCCGACCAGUUGGCAUCAAAACCUGGACAGAAUGGGCUGCCUUUUAACCGGACAAAAAGAACCCGAUUGCCAAAUUUGAAUGACCUUAAAGAGACUGCUCUUUAG
This is a messenger RNA of Staurois parvus, 2579 nucleotides long. Lineage: Eukaryota; Metazoa; Chordata; Amphibia; Anura; Ranidae. The record is from the annotation of a GenBank genome assembly.